Thalassophryne amazonica is the source of this 809-nucleotide messenger RNA. Its product is annotated as DNA polymerase epsilon subunit 2-like. NCBI's taxonomy places the organism in Eukaryota, Metazoa, Chordata, Actinopteri, Batrachoidiformes, Batrachoididae. Gene Ontology annotation, biological process: DNA-templated DNA replication; error-prone translesion synthesis. Gene Ontology annotation, cellular component: epsilon DNA polymerase complex. The record is from RefSeq and is a predicted model, not a curated record. Bases 1 to 801 code for a protein of 266 amino acids. The transcript has 3 exons. Gene Ontology annotation, molecular function: DNA binding.
AUGUUGAAUGCCAUCACGCCCACACACAACAGGAAGUCACAGCAGCCGGUGGCAGCGGAGGAGCCAAAGGCCACAGCGGCUACAGCCCGCCUCAGCCUGCUUGUCAGAAGAACUCCUUUAAUCGCUCGGUACCGCCAUGUGAUGUUCAAGGCCUCCUCCUCCUCCUUCUCCUCCUCAUCCUCCCAGCCAUCUCCACUUGCCAUGUGUCAAUCACCAGAGACUGCCCACAAUAAAGAGUCUUUGAAGGCUCUUGCUGAUGCCAUAUCUACAUAUCCCAGCAUUCACAGCAGUAGUCGGUUUGUGUUUGUUCCGGGUCCUGAAGAUCCUGGUCCAGGCUCCAUCCUGCCGAGGCCUCCUUUAGCAGAUCACAUCACUGAGGAGUUCAGACAGAGGGUGCCAUUUUCUAUCUUUACUACUAACCCAUGCAGGAUUCAGUACUGCAACCAGGAGAUUGUAAUCAUUAGAGAAGACCUGGUCAACAAGAUGUGCAGGAACUGCAUCCACCUGCCCAAUAGUAAUCUUGACAUUCCAAACCAUUUUGUUCGGACUAUCCUUUGCCAGGGUCACUUGACUCCACUCCCUCUGUACGUCAGUCCUGUUUUCUGGGCGUAUGACUACACCUUGCGCAUCUACCCCGUCCCUGAUGUCAUCAUCUUUGCUGACAAAUAUGAUCCCUUCAACAUCUCCAACACCGACUGCAUUUGCCUCAAUCCGGGCUCAUUCCCACGCAGUGGCUUCACAUUUAAGGUGUACUACCCAUCCAACAGAACUGUUGAGGACAGCAAACUUCAAGGUCUUUAAAGGACAAC